This is a messenger RNA of Sitodiplosis mosellana (orange wheat blossom midge), 753 nucleotides long. RefSeq lists its product as uncharacterized. Lineage: Eukaryota; Metazoa; Arthropoda; Insecta; Diptera; Cecidomyiidae. The transcript has a single exon. The coding region runs from base 1 to 753 and encodes 250 amino acids. The record is from RefSeq and is a predicted model, not a curated record.
AUGCAGCCAAAUGCAAAAACGAAAUUGCACGGUUUCAGCGACGCGUCUGACGAUGCAUAUGGCAUAUCAUUUUACAUACGCGUUGAAACUAUUGAAGGAGAAAUCGAUACACACCUAGUGUUUUUGAAGAUCAGAGUUUCACCCACGACAAAAGCGACAGUGCCGAAACUGGAAUUGAGCGCUGCUCAUUUGAUGGCCAAAAUGCUAUCGAGUGUCAGGGAAACCCACGAUGUGGCCAUGAAUGAUUGCUAUUUGUGGUCGGAUUCGAUGAUCGUGCUGCAUUGGAUCCGGAAAAGUCCAGCCAAAUUGGAGGUGUCUCAAGCAAACAGAGUUGCAGAAAUCCAAGAGCUCACUGAAGGAGCAGCUUGGGCCCAUUUCGCCACCAAAGAUAAUCCAGCAGAUUUGUGUUCAAGAGGCGUGUUACCAAGUAAGUUGAUCAACACCAAGUUAUGGUGCCAUGGGCCCUCUUGGUUACGAUCGCCGCAGCCAUCGUGGCCGGAAAGCAAGCUCAACCUCAGCCAACACGAUGCCAAGAUCGUUGAAUCGGCUACGAAAAAUGCAAAACCAGUGAUUGGUUUCUCCCAUGCUGAACCCGAGCAGACGACCACCAAAACUGUCCGACUAGGAGGAGAAUUGGUCGACAUCGGAUUGCAACAGGCCAUCAAGAUUAGCACGUGUGACUGCCUACGUCUUGCGAUUCAUACACAACACUUGCAACAAAUCAAAUCGACUCACCGGAGCCAUAUCCCGUGA